Messenger RNA from Sporothrix schenckii 1099-18, 1329 nucleotides. Its product is annotated as meiotic recombination protein SPO11. Bases 1 to 1329 code for a protein of 442 amino acids. Gene Ontology annotation, biological process: meiotic DNA double-strand break formation; meiotic DNA double-strand break processing; reciprocal meiotic recombination. The record is from RefSeq and is a predicted model, not a curated record. The transcript is spliced from 7 exons. Gene Ontology annotation, cellular component: nuclear chromosome. NCBI's taxonomy places the organism in Eukaryota, Fungi, Ascomycota, Sordariomycetes, Ophiostomatales, Ophiostomataceae. Gene Ontology annotation, molecular function: ATP binding; DNA topoisomerase type II (double strand cut, ATP-hydrolyzing) activity; DNA binding.
AUGCCCAGUCUGGCCGGUUGCCCGCGGCCUCCUACGCCGUCAUCUUCCCCUCAUUCAUUCCCCGAUGCCUUUACGCAUUCUCCUGCAUGUCCAUCACCUCGAAGCAAUGGCCGGUCGACCAACAUAGUUCCGCGGAGGUCCACACCCAGGGCAACACCCAGCCCGAGUAGAGACACACAGAGCGCCGCGCUUGCGUCGUCCAGCCGCAUGGGCAUGGCCGUGAACAAGAUUGAGCAGAUCAUGGAAACUGUACUGGACAAUGUCAUCCGGGGCACAGAAUUGACCAUUCCCUUUUCUCGCCGCUCCAGGCCCAGAGCCCGUGUUGCAUCCCGGGAUGGCGAUGCAGCCAGGCAGCAGCCCUGUGGCUUUGUGUCCUUUCCCGGGAAGACCGAGGCCGAGGGCAAACUUUUCACCCAAGUACUCAGCAUCCUACAGCUGUCUCACCAGGCGCUCCUUUCGGGCACAAUUGUCACCAAAAGAAACAUCUUCUACCAGUACCGCGACCUUUUUCGGGAUCAGAGAGUUGUCGACAGCUUGGUCGACGACAUUGCCUACACGCUCAACCUUGGCCGGGACUCUCUCAACAUUGUGGCGGCCAGUGUUGGCUUGCUGUGUGGCCAACUCAGUUUCAUUACACACCACAAUGCAUACUUCUCAGCAUCCAGCCAAGAGAAUGGAAUUGCCAUUCCACCGAUGAGAGAAAUCCGAGAGCUCGAUCUGUCUUCGUGCCAAUGGAUCCUUGUCAUUGAGAAAGAAGCUACAUUCAGAACACUCGCUGCGUCGGGCUACUGCAACGCAUCCGUCGCUGGGCCCGGCGCUCUUGUCACGUCCAAAGGCUACCCGACUCUCGUUACCCGCUCGUUCCUGCACCACAUCCAUGAGACAGCACCCUGGCUUCCCAUCUACGGGCUGGUCGACUACGAUCCGCACGGCCUGCGCAUCUUCCGAACGUACAAAUAUGGCAGCCAGAGUCUGAGCCACGAGGCCAAUACGACGGUUCCCGGAAUGAAGUGGCUUGGUAUCCAGAGCUGUGACCUUUUCUGUCCUCGAAAUUCCGUCGACACGCGUCAUACGUGGUCGGCCCUGAACGACGUUCUGCCGUUGACCGACACGGACCGGCGUACGGCUGUGUGUCUUCUCAAAGACAUGGUCUACGGCACCACUGCCGACUCCGAUGCAGCGUCCCUUAAGCAGUACCGCGAAGUGCAGGUCAUGCUCAUGCUCAAUAUCAAAGCUGAGAUCCAGGCAGCCGACGACUAUGGAGAUCUCGCGACUUGGCUGGACGAAAAGCUUUACCAAGACCAGGAAGGUGGCUUGGAUGUUAUUUGA